This is a messenger RNA of Sclerotinia borealis F-4128, 1428 nucleotides long. The record is from the annotation of a GenBank genome assembly. Lineage: Eukaryota; Fungi; Ascomycota; Leotiomycetes; Helotiales; Sclerotiniaceae.
AUGAACUCCAAGCUGCGAGUUCCAUUCAACAUCAAGAAAAUUGCAAUCAUAGGAGCAGGUCCAUCUGGCUUGGCUGCUGGAAAGUUCCUUCAGGCGGAAAAGUACUUUGAUAAGAUCGAUAUCAUUGAACAACAAGCUGAAGUUGGAGGAGUUUGGAAUUAUACUCCAAAUAUAAGUGACAGUGUACCCAUCCCAUCAACAACACCAAAUGUAUCACCUGAGAAACCGAUAUGGCCGAAGGACGGAAAAGUUCCCAUUUUCUCCAACCCCAUGUAUGAUCGUUUACACACGAAUAUUCCCAAGACGCUGAUGUGUUUCUCUGACCGACCAUUUCGUUCCGACUCUUUGCUCUUCCCUAUGCGUGAAGAUGUUCAAGAAUACCUUGUUCAUUAUUCUGGAGAUGUUAGACAUCUGAUUCGUUUCUCGGAGCAAGUUCAGGACAUAAGAUUAGAAGCUGACAAUGAUCAUGAUCGAUGGGAAAUCACUUCCAAAUCUACAAUUACCAAUAACGAGAUCAAGGAGACUUAUGAUGCCGUUAUUGUUGCAAAUGGCCAUUAUUCGGUUCCUUUCAUACCUGAUGUACCAGGGAUAAAGGCAUUCAACUCGGCUCAUCCAUCUAUCAUUUCACAUUCCAAAAUCUUUCGUUCACCCGACGCUUUUGUAGGCAAGAGAGUAAUCGUGGUUGGCAAUGGAGCAUCGGGCUUGGAUAUUGGAACGCAAAUCAGUAAAGUUUGCAAACAGCCUUUAUUGAAUUCCGUCAGAACUUCCUCGGGCGAGGCAGAAGAUGGGAAGGAAGAGGUACCUCCCAUUUCAGAAUACCUCGCCGAUAUCAGGGGUGUGAGGUUCGACGACGGACGGAUCGAAAAAGAUAUCGAUGCCAUUGUAUACUGCACAGGAUACUUUUACUCAUAUCCAUUUCUCAACUCAUUGGAUCCGCCUGUCGUCACCACCGGUCGACGAGUGGUCGGUUCAUAUCAGCAUCUAUUUGACAUUCAACAUCCAACCCUUGCAUUUACAGCAUUGGCGCAAAAGGUUGUCCCGUUCCCAAUAUCUGAGGUCCAGAGCGCAGCAAUCUCGAAAGUUUGGUCGAACAAGUUGGUCUUGCCUAGUAAGGAGAAAAUGAAGUUAUGGGAACAGGAAAGAGUGAAAGAACAUGGUAAUGGCACGUCUUUCCACAUCUUUGGUUAUCCGCACGAUGCGGAAUACAUAAAUGGUUUGCAUGACUGGGUCAAAGGUGCUGAAGGUGGGUUCAGCAAGGAACCUGCAUGUUGGGAUGAGAAGAUGUUAUGGGUGAGAAGGUUAUUUGCAGACAUAAGAAAGAGCUUCAUCGAAGAUGGUGGGAAAGCAAAGACAAUGGAAGAGCUGGGUUAUGACUAUGAGAAACGUGAUGGACAAAACGUGAUGGGCAAUUGUGAAGAUAGAUUUUAA